This is a messenger RNA of Bacillus rossius redtenbacheri, 2367 nucleotides long. RefSeq lists its product as uncharacterized. The record is from RefSeq and is a predicted model, not a curated record. Bases 1294 to 2367 code for a protein of 357 amino acids. The transcript is spliced from 3 exons. NCBI's taxonomy places the organism in Eukaryota, Metazoa, Arthropoda, Insecta, Phasmatodea, Bacillidae.
AUUAGUAUUUUUUAAGUAGCCGACUAUGUGUGUCUAAGAGUAUAAGUCUCUACUGUACUUUGUUUCCAGUGUAAUAACGAUUUGAACCUAACAGUCCAAGAGAAAUAAAGUUCAUUAUGUUGGGUGUAAGAGUACAAGUCAACUUAUACUGUUACACCCAAGUCAAAAUUAUGUUGGGUGUAAGAGUACAAGUCAACUUAUACUGUUACACCCAAGUCAAAAUUAUGUUGGUACUGUUGCUUGUUUACUGACUUAUACUAUUGGGAACAACUUCUCCCAGCUGUUGGUUGUGGUUAGAAUUUAACUUAUAAAGUUAUAACAAUAGUAGAAGAUUCUGCGUUAUUUUUCACUAUUCCUCUGAUUUUUACAUUAUAAUGUAUAGUGUGUAGGAGAAAUAAUGUAUAGCAGAGGAAAAAAACUUGUUGAACUUGUAAAAACGAAAAUAGCUAAAGAGAAUACCUCCAGUUUAAAUGCAGGUAAGUGCUAAUUAAAUUUAGUGUGGUACUCCAUUUAUGUCUGUAACUGCAGUAAAAUCUUUUGCAUUAUUACUUUUGUCUUUUAUUUUAUUUCAGAUGUGAUUGAAAAUGUGAAAGACAUACCUGUUGUAACAAACGACCGAAUUGAGGUUAGGGACGAUAUAGAUGAGAAAGGAACUGUGAAUAUCGCGGAAUACUGGUCAGAAAGAAAAACAAACGAGGACGAUCAUGUCUUUGUUCAAGAUACUAGGAACACAAUUUCGAAUGGUAUGGAUGAAGAAAUUUCUAAUGUGACUGAAGAACAACUCGUUAAUGUUGAUGGCACACAGCUACCAAACACCUCAUCAUACAAUUGGGAACUUGAUGAAGUUUUAUUUGAAGUUGUUGUUGAGGACACAGGCCUUGCAAGUAAGUUACAUAGUAUGAGUUGGCAUGUAAGCGUAGAUGUAAAACUAUUAUUAUAUUGUAGUCUUUGGCUUUAUUGUGUGGUUAUACUUACGUCAUUAUUUUUAUGUGUAGGUAAUAAUGAAGAUGGAAGUUUGACAGUGCUCCAACCAAUGGUUAUUGAAGACAUUGCAGAUGCAAAUAACAGAAAUAAAGAAAAUGAACCACAUUAUGAACAGAGUGAAUUUUCCUAUGAUGUUGUUGAUGAGGACAGAGGCCUUGAAAAUACGCGGAACACAUGGGCAGGUAAGAGAGUUGAUACAAAACUAAUCAUUCUUUUAAAAGUCAUUGGCAUUAUUGUGUGCUUGUAGCUAAAAUAAUUGUUUUACUUAUAGGUAAUAAUGGAGAUGGAAGUUUGACAGUGCUCCAUCCAAUGGUUACUGAAGACAUUGCAGAAGUAAAUAUUGAUAAUGGAGAAAUUGAUCCAGAUUAUGAACCGAUAGAAGAGAAAAGCUCAAGUGAAGAUGAUGUUUCCGUUAAUGUUCCUCGCCAGAGGAAGGCUGGUCUCGGAGAAAAAGAAGACAAUACACAAACAAUUGAAGCUGAAGUGAAAAAAUGUAGGUUUUCAAGAGCAAGAAAAAGAGAAAAGUGUGUAAACCGUAACAGAGGGGUGUCAUACACAACUUUAAGCGGUAAAGUUGUCAAAGCUAGAGUAAUGAAACCUCUUAGAGACUGUCGAGCAGAAUGUAGAAAGAGACUUCCUGAAGACAUAAGAGAAAGUAUUUUUAAAGAAUAUUGGUCUCUUGGUAGUAGAGACAGGAGAGUAGCAUAUGUUGCCAGCCUUGUUGAUACUAUGGAAACCAAAACAUCAAGAAAAAGAGCUUACAAUCCUGAUAAAGAGAAAUUUAGAAUGGUUACACAUACGUUUCAUUUUAAGAUAAAUGGGAAAAGAGAAAAAGUUUGUAGGGGAUGUUUUAUGAACACAUUAGAUGAGACACAAAUGUUUGUAACUCUUGCAAUCACCAACAGAAGUACCUCUACAUCUGGUAUCACACAGCAGGACAACAGGGGAAAAACAUCACCUGGUAAUGCAAUUUCUGAUGAACGACUGGAUGAGGUUCGAAGGCAUAUACAAUCAUUCCCUUCUUACGAAUCUCAUUACACGCGAAGAACAAACAACAAGAAGUAUCUUCCUUCUUUUCUGGAUUUGAAUACUAUGUUCUCAUUUUACAAAGAAUCAACUUCUAAUCCUGUGGGGCGUACUGUAUAUACUAGGGAGUUUAAGUCCUUGGGACUAGCCUUUAAAGCACCAAAAGUAGACACUUGUCAUAGGUGUGACACAUUACAAAUGAAAGUGAAGCUAGCGAGUGGUGCAGAAGAAGAAUAUAUAAAACAGGAAAUAUCUGUGCAUCAUGCAGAAGCUGAUAAAGCAUACCUACAGAAAGAUCUCGACAAGAAAACUGCUAAAGAUGAUCCUAGCAAAAGAUAUCCAUUUCACUCCGCCUAA